This is a messenger RNA of Caenorhabditis briggsae, 435 nucleotides long. The record is from RefSeq and is a predicted model, not a curated record. Gene Ontology annotation, molecular function: gamma-glutamylaminecyclotransferase activity. Lineage: Eukaryota; Metazoa; Nematoda; Chromadorea; Rhabditida; Rhabditidae. The transcript is spliced from 5 exons. Bases 1 to 435 code for a protein of 144 amino acids.
AUGCGAGGAACACCACGACAACGAGCCCAGGCUUUUGAUGGAAUAACCAAAAACAUGGAGAAAAAAUUCUCCGUUUUUGUGUACGGGACGCUGAAAUCUGGAGAACCGAAUCAUAAGACUUUGGCUGAAACAGGUGGAGAAUAUCGAAAAUCUGAUUUUUUGAUAUUCUCACUUUGCGAUUCUGAAUUUGGGGAACUCGAAAAAAAUACAAAAAGUCAAUAUUCAGAUAUUCAGAAAAAUGUUUUAAAAUUCAUCUCCUCCGGAACCACCAUGGAAAAGUUCCCCCUGGUCGUCGGAACCAAAUUCAACAUUCCAUUCCUUUUGGAUGACGCUGGGAAUGGAAAUAUUUUUUUGGAAUUUUCUUUUUUUUUGGGAUUUUCCCAGAAAUUCAAAAAUUCGGAAUUAUCAAAAUUUUUGAAAUUCAGAAAUUUUUAA